Molecule: messenger RNA, 1913 nt
Organism: Cydia splendana
Lineage: Eukaryota; Metazoa; Arthropoda; Insecta; Lepidoptera; Tortricidae
Gene: Tsp2A
Product: tetraspanin-2A
Exons: 5
Coding region: 142-888 (248 amino acids)
Cellular component (GO): plasma membrane
Source: RefSeq, a predicted model, not a curated record
CAGAGCAAACACAGAUAACCUACCUAAUGUAGCGCGUUAUCUUGUAGAUAACAAAAUAGCUAGCCAGUUACAAUACGAUCGAGUUUGCGAAUGGACAACGUUAUUGUUACGAAAUUUUAAAAAGUGUGGUGAAUUAGUGCAAUGGCGGUUGGACAAGGUGAAGGCAAAGGCCCGGGAGUCGGCAAAUUGGAGUCACAGAUCUACUGCAUCAAAUAUACACUCUUCUGCUUCAAUGUCGUACUAUGGUUGUUCGGCAUUUCAAUAUUCGCGCUAUGCCUGUGGAUCUGUAUAGAACCUGGCUUUAACGAAUGGAUGCGAGUUUUGGAGCUUCAGAAAUACUUCAUUGGGAUCUAUAUAAUCUUGAUUGGCUCGCUGGCCAUCAUGGUGGUUGCGUUCCUGGGAUGCGGAGCGGCGCUUAUGGAAAACAUCUUGUUACUAUAUGCGUACAUAGGAUCACAAAUCGGUGCAUUCGUGUUCGGGCUGAUCGGCUCGUGCGUGGUGCUGGACUACUCCACGUACGACUCUAGCAUCCAGCCGCUAAUCAAUGACGUCAUCGUGCGCCUCAUGAACAACCCGCAGCACGAGGGCAGCAGGGAGAUCCUGAGGAUGGUACAAGAAGGGAUCGGCUGCUGCGGCUCUGAUGGGCCCGUGGACUACAUAAAUAUGCGCAAGCCUCUGCCAGCAGAGUGCCGCGACUCGGUCACCGGCAACGCCUAUUUCCACGGAUGCGUGGACGAACUCACCUGGUACCUGGAGGGCAAGACUGGCUGGCUGGCCGGCAUCGUGCUAGCUUCGUGCAUGGUUGCGGUAGUGAACGCUGUUAUGUCUCUGGUCCUGAUUCAAGCAGUGAAAAAGGAAGAAGAGGAAGUAUCAGCAUAUAAGAAUUAGUGUGUAAUUCCAACAUGUAGGUACCUAAUAUCAAACGCACACGUAUCUUUUAAGUUAGUUGUCAUACGUAGACGACGUAAAAUUACAUGACAACGAAAGGAACAAGCAGAGUAGAGGGCAAUAUCAAGUGUUUACUCUUAUUAUAGCUUUAUUAUAUUUUAUAUUUUCAUUCAUGAGCAUGUUCAUACGUUUAUCGAGAGCUUAAGAGGGGGCUAUUCAAUAUAGAUUCAAUAUAAAAUUUGUAGUCUUUAUAUUGAAAAUACGUUUUUAUUAAGUGCAAAUGCUAUGAAAGAAUUUACUUUUAAGAAAAACCAUAAACGGUUAAAGUUGGCUCGAAAGAAAAAUAUCAAGAAAGCAAAGCAAAAAUCUAUUUUCAAUUGUAUACCAUAGCAAUAUAAUUUAAGUAUAAAAUAGCUAAUGAUAUAGCCGAGGAAUUUGACUAGCAAAAUUUAAAACGGUAUUUGACUAGCAAAGUAUUGACGACCUCCUAGCCUAGUCGGUAGUGACCCUGCCUACGAAGCAGGAGGUCCCGGGUUCGAAUCCUUGUAAGGGCAUUUAUUUGUAUGUUUAUCACAAAUAUUUGUUCCUGAGUUAUGGAUGUUUUCUAUGUAUAUAAGUAUUUAUAUAUCGUCGUCUAGUACCCACAACACAAGCAUUGAGCUUACCGUGGGACUAGAUUGAUCUGUGUAAAAUUGUCAUAUAAUAUUUAUUUAUUUAUUUUAAGUAUCAGAGAGGUAUGGAGAAAAAACGUUAAAACCCACGCGAACUCGAAAUCUUCCGUCGCGUCGCAAGUUACGCGCGGCGCGCCUAAACUUUUGUUUCUUUCUAAUUUCCUGGCUUUACGCCCCCUCUUAACUACAACAAUGUAACUAAAUCAAGCAGAAGUCCCUUUGUAAUAAAAUGCGAAGUAUGUAAUUUUAACAAGUAUGCGCCAAUAUCGUACUAUCAAUUUACCACCGUUUUAUGUUCUAGUUUCUAAGACUAUAAGAUUGUUUUUCAUUAUAUUAUAAUUGGUAUAUAAAAUA